AUGCUCUCAAGUCGGCCAUGCAGCCUCGGGCUGUCGCUGCAGCUGCUGUGGGUUCUGCUAUCCUUCGCUCCACGACACUGCCUCGCCCAAUUUGCGCCGUAUGCGACAAAUCUAACGACAGUGGUCUCUCCCGUCGACCCGCGCAUCAAGAUCUCAUUCAAAGAUCCCAAGGGCGCCUGUACGACGGCCUUUGACACACAACAGCAGUACACAGGCUGGGUCGAGGUGCCCACCCCGGACUUCCCGACCCACCUCUUCUUCUGGUUUGUGGCAGCCCGCGAGCCCACAUCGGCAUUGACCAUAUGGCUCAACGGCGGCCCCGGCAGCAGCUCCAUGUUCGGCUUCUUCACCGAGAUGGGGCCGUGCGAGGUGGUGGAGAGAGGCGCGAACCGGCUCGACACUGUGGCCAGGGAAUGGGGAUGGGACCGGGCUUCAAAUAUGCUCUUCAUUGACCAGCCAAACCAAGUCGGCUUCUCUUAUGACACCCCCACCAAUGCUUCGCUGGACUUGACCUCGGGAUAUGCUUACCGCCCUCCGCGGGAUAUCCCCUCGGACAGCUCGCCGUGGCUCUUUCUGAACGGUACCCUUCCCUCGAACAAUGCGAGCAAGACUGCCAACACGACAGAGAUCGCAGCCGUCGCCGUCUGGCACAUGCUUCAAGGCUUCCUGAGCGUCUUCCCUCAGUACAACCCGCCUGGCGCCAGCGCACUCGGCGUAAACCUCUUCGCCGAGAGCUAUGGAGGCAAAUACGGCCCCGUCUUCGCCGACAUGUGGGAGCAGCAGAACGACGUGGCACUCCAAAGCGGUAGUAGUAGCAGCAAUAGUCCUGCAAAUUCGACCCUAGUCAUCCACCUGACAGCACUAGGCAUCGUCAACGGCUGCGUCGACGACCUCGUUCAAGGUCCAUACUACGCAGCAAUGACCGUAAAUAGCAGUUAUGGGCUGAACAUAAUUUCCCCGGUGGCCGCCGCCCUCGCCAAUGGAUCAUUCUAUGAGUCGGGGGGGUGUCGUGACGCUAUCAUCGCGUGCCGCAACAUGAUUGCCAAUGAUAGAGCUCCAAAUGCCGAUGCCAGCCCGGUGCAAAACGUCAGCACCAACGGGGUCUGCUUUCACGCUACGUCAGUAUGCAACAGGCUGCUCGAGCCUUAUAGCAACUCGGGGCGGAGCUUCUACGAUAUUGCCCAUCAGACACCCGAGUCCUUUCCGCCCAGCUAUUAUAUCGAGUACCUAAACACACGGGCCGUGCAGGAUGCCAUCGGCGCCGUGGUUAACUACACGGACACGAGCCGGGCCGUUGCCCGCGCCUUUCAAAGGACCGGUGACUAUGAGCGCGAUGACACAGUGACCAGGCUAGCAGCCCUAGUCGCCCGCGGCGUGAGAGUCGGCCUCAUGUACGGCGAUCGCGACUACAUUUGCAACUGGCUCGGCGGCGAAGCUAUAUCGCUGGCCAUCGCCGCCGGGGUCGGCGGCGCCUACGCCGCAGCUUUCCCCGCUGCUGGCUACGCCCCCAUCAUCGUCAACGACAGCUACAUUGGCGGCGUCGUGCGCCAGUUUGCCAACCUCUCCUUCUCGCGCAUCUACCAGGCGGGCCAUUUUGUGCCGGCCUACCAGCCAGAAACAGCCUUCCAGGUCUUUGCACGCAUCAUCCUCGGCACCUCGCUCAGCACCGGCUCACCGGCCAACCUGACCACGUACAACACCACGGGGCCCGCAAACGCCACGUCGUCGCUGCCGCUGCCCCCCAGCCCGACCGAGACAUGCUAUGUUCGCGCCCUUGACUCAUGCGCAACCGACUCGGUCCAAAGUCUGCUCAAGGGGCGGGGCGUUGUAAUGAACGGCGUGUGGUACGCAGCGUCGAGUGACUGGCCAGGCGCAAGCCUGGCGAGCUCUACCCCCGACGCCAGCGGUAGCGAGGCCACGCCAACUCCGUCAGCCUCGACCAGCGUGACUUUGACCGGAGUAUUCACAGCCACCUCUACGCCGAAUAGCAAUAGUGCCACUGCGGUAGGAGCGUGCGGCUGGACAGGAGAGAGGAUGAUCUUGACAGUACUCGUGUUCAUGGGGGCCUUAUUUUUUGGCUGA
Messenger RNA from Lasiosphaeria miniovina, 2082 nucleotides. RefSeq names its product Alpha/Beta hydrolase protein. Gene Ontology annotation, molecular function: serine-type carboxypeptidase activity. Gene Ontology annotation, cellular component: fungal-type vacuole. NCBI's taxonomy places the organism in Eukaryota, Fungi, Ascomycota, Sordariomycetes, Sordariales, Lasiosphaeriaceae. The transcript is spliced from 2 exons. Gene Ontology annotation, biological process: proteolysis. The record is from RefSeq and is a predicted model, not a curated record. The coding region runs from base 1 to 2082 and encodes 693 amino acids.